Messenger RNA from Henningerozyma blattae CBS 6284, 3171 nucleotides. RefSeq names its product ATP-dependent RNA helicase NAM7 (gene NAM7). Lineage: Eukaryota; Fungi; Ascomycota; Saccharomycetes; Saccharomycetales; Saccharomycetaceae. Gene Ontology annotation, cellular component: cytoplasm. The transcript has a single exon. The record is from RefSeq and is a predicted model, not a curated record. Gene Ontology annotation, biological process: nuclear-transcribed mRNA catabolic process, nonsense-mediated decay. Bases 1 to 3171 code for a protein of 1056 amino acids. Gene Ontology annotation, molecular function: zinc ion binding; RNA binding; ATP binding.
AUGAGUAACGUACACGAAACAGAUGCUUUGUUCAACCCAGGUGCUAAUGAGAUAAAUACUUCAGAUUAUGAUUCCCAAAAGGAAUUUGUAGAUGAUUUAGAUGAUAUCAUCUCAAAGCAAACAUCAAAUUCUGAAAUUAAUGAUGGAUCUAAAAUAAACGACAACAUUUUUAAAUCAGAAACUAAUUCUCCUGUUGCUGAUAAAAUUUUCUCAGCCAUCCCAGAAUCUGAACUUCCUGUUGCUGCUAAUGAUGAUGAAGAAGAAGAUGAUAUCGAUUCUGAGGGAGAUAUUUAUAAUGAUGAGGAAUUUGACGCUUUAAAUGGCACUAAUCUUAAGGACUUAACAAAUGUUGUCAAUGCUAACGAAGAUGCUCUGAUGAAUGUAUCUGAUCAUGCCUGUGCCUUUUGUGGGAUUGAUAAACCAGCCUCUGUCAUCAAAUGUAACACUUGUAAAAAAUGGUUCUGUAAUGGUAAAAAUGGUACCAACAGUUCUCAUAUCGUUAAUCAUUUGGUUUUAUCACAUCAUAAUGUAGUAUCAUUACAUCCAGAAUCAGAUCUGGGAGACACCAUUUUGGAAUGUUACAAUUGUGGUUGUAGAAAUGCCUUCAUAUUAGGUUUUGUUUCUGCAAAAAGUGACGCAGUUGUUGUUUUAUUAUGUCGUGUACCUUGUGCACAAACAAAAAAUGCAAAUUGGGAUACUGAUCAAUGGCAGCCAUUGAUUGAAAACAGACAAUUUUUAUCUUGGAUUGCUGAAGAACCUUCUGAUGAAGAAAAAUUAAAUGCUAGACUGAUUACUCCUUCUCAAAUUUCAAAAUUAGAGGCCAAAUGGAGAUCAAAUAAAGAUGCUACUAUUAAUGAUAUUGAUUUACCUGAACAACAAGAAGAAAUACCUCCAGUUUUAUUGAGAUAUCAAGAUGCAUAUGAAUAUCAAAGAUCAUAUGGUCCUUUAAUUAAAUUAGAGGCUGAUUAUGAUAAACAAUUAAAGGAAUCGCAGGCAUUAGAACAUAUUUCUGUAACCUGGUCAUUAGCUUUAAAUAAUAGACACUUGGUUUCUUUUGCAUUAUCUACUUUUGAAUCAAAUGAGCUAAAAGUAGCAGUUGGUGAUGAAAUGAUUAUCAGAUACUCGGGUGUUCAAUACCCAGAAUGGGAAGGUAGAGGUUAUAUUGUGCGUUUACCAAAUAGUUUUCAAGAUGAAUUUACAUUAGAACUAAAGCCAAACAAAGAGCCUCCUCCAACUCAUUUAGGUACAGGUUUCACUGCUGAAUUUAUUUGGAAAGGAACUUCUUAUGAUAGAAUGCAGGAUGCCUUAAAAAAAUUUGCUAUUGACAAAAAAUCCAUAUCUGGUUACCUUUAUUAUAAGAUUUUAGGGCAUCAAGUUGUUGAUAUUGCAUUUGAUAUUUCAAUGCCAUCAGAGUUUUCAAUUCCAAAAUUUGCUCAAUUGAAUUCUUCUCAAACAAAUGCUGUUAGAAAUGUUUUACAAAAACCAUUAUCUUUAAUACAAGGUCCUCCUGGUACAGGUAAAACUGUUACUUCUGCAACGAUUAUUUAUCAUUUAUCAAAGUUGCAUUCGGAACGUAUCUUAGUUUGUGCUCCAUCUAACGUAGCUGUCGAUCAUUUAGCCACAAAAUUGCGUGAUUUAGGAUUAAAAGUAGUAAGACUAACAGCUAAAAGUAGAGAAGAUGUUGAAAGUUCCGUUUCAGAUUUAGCUUUACAUAAUUUAGUCGCAAGAUCGUCAAAGGGCGAAUUACGAAAACUAUUGAGAUUGAAAGAAGAAGUAGGUGAGUUAUCCGCAAAUGAUACGAAAAAGUUUGUCAAAUUGGUUAGAAAAACUGAAUCUGAAAUUUUGAAAAAGGCAGAUGUAGUUUGUUGUACCUGUGUAGGUGCAGGCGAUAAGCGGUUAGAUACAAAAUUUAGAACAGUUCUGAUUGAUGAAAGUACUCAAGCCUCAGAACCAGAAUGUUUAAUUCCAAUUGUUAAGGGUGCUAAACAAGUAAUUCUCGUUGGUGAUCACCAACAACUAGGUCCUGUUAUCUUAGAGCGUAAGGCUGGUGAUGCUGGUUUAAAGCAAUCUUUAUUUGAAAGAUUAAUCUCUCUAGGGCAUGUUCCUAUUCGUUUAGAGGUCCAGUAUCGUAUGAAUCCAUUUUUAAGUGAAUUCCCUAGUAAUAUGUUUUACGAAGGUAGUUUGCAAAAUGGUGUAACAUUAGACCAAAGAACUGUUCCAACUAGUACUUUUCCUUGGCCUAUCCAUGAUGUUCCAAUGAUGUUUUGGGCCAAUUAUGGGAGAGAAGAAAUAUCAGCAAAUGGUACCUCUUAUUUGAAUAGAAUUGAAGCAAUGAAUUGUGAACGUGUUAUCACUAGACUUUUCAAAGAUGGUGUUAAGCCUGAACAAAUUGGUGUUAUUACUCCAUAUGAAGGCCAACGAGCAUAUAUUUUACAAUAUAUGCAAAUGAACGGUACUUUGGAUAAAGACUUAUACAUUAAUGUUGAGGUUGCUUCUGUUGAUGCUUUCCAGGGUCGUGAAAAAGAUUAUAUUAUUUUAUCUUGUGUUCGUGCUAAUGAGCAACAGGCAAUUGGUUUCCUAAGCGAUCCAAGACGUAUGAAUGUUGGUUUAACCCGUGCUAAAUAUGGUUUGGUCGUACUUGGUAACCCGCGAUCAUUAUCAAGAAAUAUUCUUUGGAAUCAUUUAUUGAUUCAUUUUAGGCAAAAGGGUUGUUUAGUAGAAGGUUCAUUAGAUAAUUUACAAUUGUGUACUGUUCAACUAACAAGAAAUCGUCAAAAUAGGCAACGUCAAACCCGUUUUCCAUUUAAUAUGGGGCAAACUCAGCUGGAUAGUGCAAUACCAAGCGUCCAAGAAUUUGAUACUCAAAGCAUGAUGGCUUUCGGUUCAAAUACUGGGACUUUUGAUAAUCCGUUUGCAGCUAGUAGCGAGUUAUCAUCUUAUCUAAACAAUAAUUAUUGGAAUUUGCCUAACUUUGCUGUCUCAAAUCAAAAAAAUACAACGGUGCAAAAUACUCAGAAUAAUUAUGAUAAGAAUCUGGCCUCUAAUUUCGAUUCUAGUUUAGCAAGAAAGUUAGAAAAUUAUGAUGCUGUCCCUGAAUUUCAGCAAUAUGGAAAUUUUGAAGAAUACAGCACUGAAAAUCUAGAUAAAAAUUUUAGCUCCUUAAAUAUAUAG